ACCAUGUCCGCUCCUAACGCUCAGCCAAACCCCGCCUCCAACACGCAGGCCAACCCUGCUCCCAACAGCCAGACCAAUCCGACCCCCAACGCUCACCCUUAUGCCGGUCAGCCCAAUCUCACUCCCGAUGCUCGCCCUUACAAUAUUCCACUUACCCUCCCC
This is a messenger RNA of Stereum hirsutum FP-91666 SS1, 162 nucleotides long. RefSeq lists its product as uncharacterized. The transcript has a single exon. The annotation marks the transcript as partial. The record is from RefSeq and is a predicted model, not a curated record. NCBI's taxonomy places the organism in Eukaryota, Fungi, Basidiomycota, Agaricomycetes, Russulales, Stereaceae.